Neomonachus schauinslandi (Hawaiian monk seal) is the source of this 2224-nucleotide messenger RNA. RefSeq names its product checkpoint kinase 1 (gene CHEK1). The coding region runs from base 83 to 1513 and encodes 476 amino acids. Gene Ontology annotation, biological process: protein phosphorylation; mitotic G2 DNA damage checkpoint signaling. The record is from RefSeq and is a predicted model, not a curated record. Gene Ontology annotation, molecular function: ATP binding; protein serine/threonine kinase activity. Gene Ontology annotation, cellular component: nucleus; site of double-strand break; cytoplasm. NCBI's taxonomy places the organism in Eukaryota, Metazoa, Chordata, Mammalia, Carnivora, Phocidae. The transcript has 13 exons.
AGAGUUUUGGCGGGAAAAGCGCUGCAUUUGGAUUCCUGUGGUGGCGGGCAAAGGACGGCCUGCCGUGGUCCAUCGUGGAGUCAUGGCAGUGCCCUUUGUGGAAGACUGGGACUUGGUGCAAACCCUGGGAGAAGGUGCCUAUGGAGAGGUUCAACUUGCUGUGAAUAGAAGAACUGAAGAAGCAGUUGCAGUCAAGAUUGUAGACAUGAAGCGUGCCAUAGACUGUCCAGAAAAUAUUAAGAAAGAGAUCUGUAUCAAUAAAAUGUUAAAUCAUGAGAAUGUAGUGAAAUUCUAUGGUCACAGGAGAGAAGGCAAUAUCCAGUAUCUAUUUCUGGAGUACUGUAGUGGAGGAGAACUUUUUGACAGAAUUGAGCCAGACAUAGGCAUGCCUGAACAAGAUGCUCAGAGGUUUUUCCAUCAACUCAUGGCAGGGGUGGUUUAUCUGCAUGGUAUUGGGAUAACUCAUAGGGAUAUUAAGCCAGAAAAUCUCCUAUUGGAUGAAAGGGAUAACCUCAAAAUCUCUGACUUUGGCUUGGCAACAGUGUUUCGACAUAAUAAUCGUGAACGUUUAUUGAACAAGAUGUGUGGUACUUUACCUUAUGUUGCUCCAGAACUUCUAAAGAGAAAAGAAUUUCAUGCAGAACCAGUUGAUGUUUGGUCCUGUGGAAUAGUACUUACGGCAAUGUUGGCUGGAGAAUUGCCAUGGGACCAGCCCAGUGACAGUUGUCAGGAAUAUUCUGAUUGGAAAGAAAAAAAGACAUACCUCAACCCUUGGAAAAAAAUUGAUUCAGCUCCUCUAGCUUUGCUGCAUAAAAUCCUAGUUGAGAAUCCAUCAGUAAGGAUUACCAUCCCAGACAUCAAAAAAGAUAGAUGGUACAACAAACCUCUCAAGAAAGGGGCAAAGAGGCCCCGAGUCACUUCAGGUGGUGUAUCAGAGUCUCCUAGUGGAUUUUCUAAGCACAUUCAAUCCAAUUUGGACUUCUCUCCAGUGAACAGUGCCUCUAGUGAAGAAAAUGUGAAGUACUCCAGUUCCCAGCCAGAACCACGGACAGGUCUUUCUUUAUGGGACACCAGCCCUUCAUAUAUUGAUAAACUGGUACAAGGGAUCAGUUUUUCCCAACCCACAUGUCCUGAUCAUAUGCUCUUGAAUAGUCAGUUACUUGGCACCCCAGGAUCCUCACAGAACCCUUGGCAGCGCUUGGUUAAAAGGAUGACACGAUUUUUUACGAAAUUGGAUGCAGACAAAUCUUACCAAUGCCUAAAAGAGACUUGUGAGAAAUUGGGCUAUCAGUGGAAAAAGAGUUGUAUGAAUCAGGUUACUGUAUCAACAACAGAUAGGAGAAACAAUAAACUGAUUUUCAAAGUAAAUUUGGUAGAAAUGGAUGAGAAGAUCUUGGUUGACUUCCGGCUUUCUAAGGGUGAUGGAUUAGAAUUCAAGAGACACUUCCUGAAGAUUAAAGGGAAGCUGAGCGAUGUUGUGAGCAGCCAGAAGGUUUGGCUUCCUGCCACAUGAGAGAUCCACUGGAUUCCUGGUGAAUAUAGUGCUGCUAUGUUGACAUUAUUCUUCCUAGAGAAGAUUAUCCUAUUCUGCAAACUGCAAACAAUAGUCUCUGAAGAGUUGUCUUCCCUCUAGCCAAACAUUUUCCAAUUCUUUUUGUAUGUUCUUCAUACAAACAAUACCUAUAUCUUCAUUGUAAGUAAAGCUUUGGGGAACGGAUGGAUAGAAUUCAUUAGAUAUUUCUUCAUCCUGUGUUUAGUGUCUAAAGACCCAUGUGCUGGAAACCAAGCUUUGGGGAUACAUGAGCUUACCACCUUUUAUACCAAUGUAAUGAAAGAUGAUAUUCUUGUAGCAUUGUUAACAAAACAUUUGGUUUCAUCCAAAAAGUAGGUGUUUCCUAUGUUGAUUUAAUUACAUGGAUGGAUUAGUAAUAAAGCAAUCCUGUGACUUUUGGACAGUAGAUUUAUCAGUCUAUAAAGUGAAGCCAACUUCAAAAAAUAUAUCCCCAAGAUUUGUACUUAUAUUUUCACAAGGGCCUUACCAAGUAUAUAAAUCUGUUUUUGAAUUAUAACUGUUACUUAAAAUUGCAAGUAGGUAUGUUUUCUCCAUUGUAGUUAAUAAUAUAUAAAAUACUGGUUGUCUUUCAAGUAGAAGUUGAGCGUGGACUCUAGUCCUUAACUACCUUUACUCUAAAAUUACUAUUGCACAUUUAAAAUAUUUUUCUAU